GCCAAGUCACCAACGGGGAAACACUGUUUCGCCCCCCUUCCAAAGGCUAGUCAUACUGUAUCACUUCAUUGAUUCUGACACUUUACCGCAAGUAAACAUGGCUCCCUUCGAGAAGUCACAAGAAGUGAAACCCUUCAAACAGAGGAAAUGCCUCGCUACAAGAAAGGAUGAGGUGUGCAGUAUUCGCUCCAAAUUCCCAAACAAAUUACCCGUUAUUGUGGAGCGGUAUGUUCGUGAGAAGCACCUUCCACUGCUGGAUAAAACCAAAUUUCUUGUUCCAUUUGAACUCACCAUGGGUCAGUUCCUCAGUUUGCUCAGGAGUAAAGUAGACCUAGGGCCCACACAGACUCUGUACCUGAUGGUGUCAGACCACAGCAUGUCCUGCAUGUCUGCCAGCAUGGGGGAGAUCUACACCCAGUACAGGGACCCCGACGGCUUCCUCUACUUAACCUACGCGUCCCAGGACAUGUUCGGAGGAGGGGCAGCAUCGGCGCCUCCCUGCUGACACUUUAUGAAAUGAUCCAGCCUCAAGCACAGGGAGUAAACAUGUGAUGUGGAUCUGUCCCGCCGCUCUGAGUCGCCAACAGGGCUGUGUUCCUAAAUGCUACGCAGACGAGGACGAUGUGUGGACGGCUCACGUGGUCUGCAGGACACUGUGCCUGAAUCCUGUUAAACUGCAUGCAGAAAUCCAACUUCACUCUGGCUCUGGUUCAGUCAGCCAUUCCUCAGUAAUUAUAAAGGUUUUUUCUGUACAUUAUAAAGUUUUGGGCACUCAUCGUAUUGC
Brienomyrus brachyistius is the source of this 784-nucleotide messenger RNA. It is a transcript of the gene map1lc3cl, whose product is annotated as microtubule-associated protein 1 light chain 3 gamma, like. Bases 98 to 505 code for a protein of 135 amino acids. The transcript has 4 exons. Gene Ontology annotation, molecular function: ubiquitin protein ligase binding. NCBI's taxonomy places the organism in Eukaryota, Metazoa, Chordata, Actinopteri, Osteoglossiformes, Mormyridae. The record is from RefSeq and is a predicted model, not a curated record. Gene Ontology annotation, biological process: autophagosome assembly; cellular response to nitrogen starvation; autophagy of mitochondrion. Gene Ontology annotation, cellular component: autophagosome membrane; cytosol; autophagosome.